UCUGCUGGAUCCUCCGGAGCCGCACUCGCCGCUCAGUCCCUGCCGGACAGGGGACGUCUCAGUGGGCACGGUGCCCAGUCUUCUAUUCCUGUCUGUGCGAUCGUCCUGCCAUGUACUAGUCUGCGCUGUGAACCCGGAUCCUAGCUCCCAGGUGUUUCCCAGCCUGUGCCCGCAGCAGCUCAGGUGAGUUAUUUGGAAUGGAUCUAAAAGUCAGAGAAGUUGAGACCCUUGUAGAUGAUAAUUCAGCUAAAAAGAAGUUUAAAUUUAAAUCUUUCAAAAAAUUCUUUGGGAUAAAGAAAAGGAAAGAGACUUUACCAUCACUGGGUGCAAGUGGUCUAAAGCAGAGUCAGUCUGCCAGCGAUGUCACCGUCCCUGAUUCUUUGCGUGCUGAUUAUGACUCUGAGGAUGAACUUGAGGCCACAGCUGGCAUGUUGGGAAGCAGAGCUGUGUCACAUGACAGCAUCUUUAUUCCUGAAGUUGCACAAGAGACAGCUCGACCAAUACGUGUCUUCUCACAAGAGAAUGUGUCCGACCGCAUUAAAGCCUUGCAGUUAAAACUCCAGUCCAAUAUCAAAGUUGGGCCACCUCCAUUUGGACUCCUUAGUAAGCGAUCUGAUGAUGCUGGGACCAGUUCUGAAGAUGAUGGACUGCCACGCAGCCCUCCAGAAAUGUCACUUACACAUGAUGCUGUUAAAACCAAGUUUUCUGACAUCCAUAGACAUCAUCACAGCACACUGAGCUUAGCUGGAACAGGCAGUGAGGAAGAUGAACAGAUCUCAUCAGAAACAUCUUCAAGACUUCUAUCUCCAAAUGAAAAUGAGCUUCAAGAAUCUCACAAAAGAUAUCUGGAGAAAAGAGACAGCACCAGCCUGUCACCUUCAGCCGAUUUCAGCUCUCCUGCUCAGUUUUCUACAUUCCUGGACAAUUCUGCUGCUAGGCAUAGGCUUUCGGUCAAGCCUAGAAAUCAAAGGCUAAGCAAGAACAGAAGACCAUCUGCUACACUACAGGAGGAGGCGUUCACUAAAUUGACCUAUAUGGAAGAGGAAGAUGUUAUGCCACCCACACCAGACCAGGCUGGCUAUGGUUCUAUAGAACUUGAUACUCCUGAUACCGACAGUGCUAUAAAUGUAAGCUUAGAAGAUAAGGAAUCAUCGUCAGAAUUAGCAGAGGUUAAUGAAUCACUGAAUCUCCCAGAAGCAAUGCAAAGUAGUUCUCUUGAGUUGGAUCAUCAUAACAUUUCACAAUCUGAAAAAGCCAUAAGAGCUUCAGGUGCUGUAAAUAUAGAAUUGGACACAAAGAUAAAAGAUCAGAGUGAAUUGGUUAGUGGAAGGACCAGUGAAAAUGUUUAUAGCUUGCCUACUGUAGAGGCUUUCACUCUUUUGUCAGCUAAUAAUAAAAAAAAUACAAUCAAAGAAAACAAAGCACCAAUUGAUGUUAGUUUACAAUCACAUGUAGAGGAGAAAGUUGUCCAUUCUUCAAGGACUACUUCUCUUGGACAUUCCCAGGAAUCUUUGCACAGUAGAAGAAGCCUUUUCCAGAAUUCAUUGUCUGAAAAACGCUUGAAUUACCUAGAUCAAGGUCUGUCUGAUAAGGAAAACCAUCAACAGUUUGGAGAUAAAAAAGUUGAAAAGUCACCCACAGAAACUGUUACACAAAGAAAGUUUUCUGUAUCAUCAGCUUGGGAGAGGCCUAGGACUGGCAGCUUUUCACUGAAAGCAAAUGUUGAGAAUGAGGCUCAUAAAACCACAAAGUUAUCUCUCCUAAAACCAGGUGUGUCUAAAACAGAGUUCUUGAAAGAAGAGCCCAAAGUUGCUGCAGCCAACACUGAAAAUAAGCCCAUUAGUAGGAAGACUGAGUCCUUAACUGACCCUGAGGGUAUUAUGCCUGCAGACAAGGCUGUCUUUAGUAAUAUUACCUCAAGCCAGAAUGCAGUGCCAGCUGCCAGUGAUUUACCUGUGGUUACAGAAUCACAAGCACAUUCUGAAGGCAAGAACCUAUUUUUUGUGAAGUUAAGAUCCACUUCCCUAUCCUUAAGAUACAGGGAUGGCAUAAACCCAGCGUCAAGCAUGGUGAAGAGACACAGCGCUGAGCUUAAACAGGCAAAAAGUGCUGAUUUGUCAUUCUCCAAGGAGGAAUUAAACACAGAAGUAGAAAACAAGGAUCACAAUGUUCUCAGCUCAAAAAGUGAAAAUGCAAACUGUAAAUCUGAGCCCAUGGAAGGAACACAGGCUAAACCACCGCUGCCCAAGAAGCCUGUUUUGCAAAAUAUAGUUGCUGACAAUGACACGAAUAAAGAAGCCUCGGAAAAUGGCUCCAAUCAGGAAAAGAAAAGAAAAUCUUUAGAGAUAAAGAUUGAAAAGAAAUUGCCCGACAGUAGGCCCAUUGUCAACAAAUCAUUUGAUAAAAACACUCCUGUGGGGACAGCAGACCUUGUUAAAGCAGCUGAAAGCAAACCAGAGCUUUCAUGGUUGUCCAUGGCUCGACAGAAACAGAGAAGCCUUAAAGAAGACCAUCUUGUCUCAGAGCAUAGCCUUGUAAACCAGGGUUCAGAAAAGCAAGUCAAAGACAGAGCAGAGGUCCAUUUAGAGGAGCAAGUUGACCUCAUGCAGGACAAAACGACAAGCACAUCAACUCCAGCUCUUCCUGAAAUGUAUGGGCAAGACAUCAAAGUUGAAAAGAGGCAAAGAGCAAACACAUUGCCACAUCCUGUCCAUGCUACACAGCUGUCUUUCCUGACAGAAAAAGAGGAAAAGACUUUACAGAAACAACAAGCAUUUUCAGUCUCCAAGGAACCUUCUUGGAUGGAACUGGCCAAGAAAAAAUCCCAGGCCUGGAGUGACAAGCCUCACAUCAUUAAAUAAGAGAAAAUGCCUCAUCUGUUUCUUUCAUACUUGACUAGUCCCAGUGCCUUAUUACAAGCACAAAAUAUAACUGAACGGGUAGAAAUAGAGGAACUUCCAGCAGUUUUAUAUAAUCUGUUACUAUACGAGUGAUAUCUACUGUCCUCCUUGUAGAGGUCCAUUUUGUUUUGAUGAUAUAUAUGAUGGAUCAUGUUAGCAAGUAAAGCUGUGCUUGCUUUCAACCGGUGAUCUUAGUUUCUGACGCAUUGACAUAAAAUGUGAUUUUCGUCUGCUUUUCGUAUUUCUGUUUGAGCUUUUUCUAACAUACUGUAUUUUUUCCCCAGUUUAUAUAUGCACAGUCCUUAUGCUAAAAACUGGAUGAAACUUGAAGGACAGCAACCAUUCAGGGUUCAUACACAUAGACACAUAACAUAUACAGCAGUACAGUCCACGGAGGCUAUAUUGCUCCUUAGUUUAGAGGUGAGCAGCCCCCAUGUACUGCCGUACAGGCUUCUUCAGGCUCUAUUUGUAUGAAAAAAUUCUCUCAUAUAAGUUUCUAGUGGAGAAUACCUAUGUACCAGUGGCAUAACUAGAAAUGACUGGGUCCCACAGCAACAUUUUUGAAUGGGCCCCCUCCCUCACCCCCAACACCUUCCUCAUAACCUCCUCCUCCCAUGCAACCCCAACUCCUGUGGCAAAUCAAGAUCACUCUCUGAGACCAGGCCAGGCAGCCACUCUGUCGGAUUCCGACGCGUACAGUAUAUACUGUAUGUGAUGUCACUGUAUAGAAUGUCAUUGUAUAAUACAGUUGAGGGGCCUUGACAAUAAAAUCUUUCAGUCCUCCUGGGUGGGCCCCUUCUGGGGUUGGGCCCUGUGGCAGCCGCUUCCACUAUAGCUAUGCCCCUGCUAUGUACACACAUAAUCUGAUAGAGCUUGCUAUGAUUCUUUUCUGUUAGAUUUUUACAUAUUCUUACACACUCUGUAUAAAAUUGGCAUACAGAGGCACAUUAAAGGUCCUAAGUACCUUUACUUCAGCCUUAUUGCUGAAAAUUCUGAUAUAUAUGACUGUGUACAUGAGCCCUUAGGUAAUGUCUCUCAGAUAAGUUAGUUUCAUUAUGAAACUUUUGCAGGUAUUAAAGGGGUAUUACCACCUGGGACGUUGAUGGCCUUGCACCUCUGGGACCCCCUCAUAUCGCCAUAAUCGGUGCUCAAAGUAAAGGAGAACAGACACCUUCCAUUCAACGGUAUGAGAGUUCCAAAAAUAGCGCAUCUCUGGCUUGACUAUUGUCAACAGUCCCAUGGCAGUCAAUGGACAGGUGGCCACUAACUUGCUCUACAUUUACUACUAGGGGACUUCUGAACCCAGCCAAACGCACUUGCUUGACUAUUUUUGGAACUCUCAUAGCAGUGAAUGGAAAGCAAGCCAUGCAUGUGCAGUGCGCUCUUCUUCAUUUUGGGGGCACCGUUUUGGAGAUUAGAGCGGGUCCCAUAGUUGAAAUUAAUGGCAUAUCCUUUAAAUAAAGACAUGAACGCUAUGCAGCACAUCAUAUUGUCUAUGGCAAGUGUUGAACAAUAGUUUGG
Molecule: messenger RNA, 4421 nt
Organism: Bufo gargarizans (Asiatic toad)
Lineage: Eukaryota; Metazoa; Chordata; Amphibia; Anura; Bufonidae
Gene: CRACDL
Product: CRACD like
Exons: 11
Coding region: 198-2861 (887 amino acids)
Source: RefSeq, a predicted model, not a curated record